AUGCCUGCUAAGAAAGCUGCCGGUGCUGCCUCGGGCAAGUCGUCCGCCACCCACGCUUCAUACAAAGAUAUGAUCAAGGAUGCCAUCAUCAACCUCAAGGAACGCAAUGGAAGCAGCCGUCAAGCGCUGAAGAAGUACGUCCAGAACAACAACACCAUCAACAUCACCUCCCAGGCGACCUUUGACGCGCAGUUCAACCGCGCUCUCAAGGCUGCCGUCGAGAAGGGAGAGUUCACCCAGCCAAAGGGUCCCUCUGGCCCCGUGAAGCUUGCUAAGAAGGAGGUCACCAAAUCUGCUGCUAAGCCUGCAGCCAAGAAGACUGCCACCAAGGCCGCUGCUAAGCCUGCUGCUAAGAAGGCCACCACCACCACCAAGAAGGCCGCUGCUUCAAAGGCCGAUAAGACUGACAAGGCCGACAAGGCCGACAAAGCUGACAAGCCAAAGAAGGCCGCUGCCUCUACCACCAAGAAGGCUGCUGCCACCAAGUCGUCAAAGACCAAGGCCAACACCACCAAGCAGCGCAAGGCCACCUCUUCAGCCCCCGCCGUUGUUGAUGUGCCCAAGGUCAUAGGCAAGACCAAGUCCGGCAGAGUGACCAAGACAGCUGCUAAGCCUGCCGCUAAGAAGGCCGCCGCAAAGAAGAAGACCACAACCACAAAGGGAACACCAAAGAAGGCCGCUGCCGCUGCUUCUUCUUAA
Messenger RNA from Nannizzia gypsea CBS 118893, 699 nucleotides. RefSeq names its product histone H1. The transcript is spliced from 7 exons. The coding region runs from base 1 to 699 and encodes 232 amino acids. Lineage: Eukaryota; Fungi; Ascomycota; Eurotiomycetes; Onygenales; Arthrodermataceae. Gene Ontology annotation, molecular function: structural constituent of chromatin; DNA binding. The record is from RefSeq and is a predicted model, not a curated record. Gene Ontology annotation, biological process: nucleosome assembly. Gene Ontology annotation, cellular component: nucleosome.